AUGUCGUCCGGCAGCGAACAACCACCGCCUUCGUACAGCGAGGCCACAUCACAAGCAAGCACGCGCCCGCAGGACAGUGUCCGGCCCGAGGGCUGGGUCGAGGGCUACGUCGAGGCGCCGCCCGCCGAUCAGCAAGCCGCCGGGGCGUACCAUCCCCCGGCGGCGGCAGCGGACGAGAAGAAACCUUCCGAGGCCGCCGCGCCGGUUGUCCGGGAGAGCGGAACCAGCUCCGCAGAGGCUGCGGCGGUCGAGCAGCAGCAGCAGCAGCAGACUGGUGGCCGCCUUUCCUUUGGCGGGCUGGACCUGGGCGGCCGCGUGCUCGGCUAUGGCAGCGGCGAGGGCGUGGGCGGAUGGGGGCUCAAGAUCGGGCCGGUCAUGCUCGGUCUGGUGGACGUGGAGGCGGAGAAGCUACGACGGAAGCAGGAGGGUGCAGAGAGAGAUGAUUAG
This is a messenger RNA of Cordyceps fumosorosea ARSEF 2679, 447 nucleotides long. RefSeq lists its product as hypothetical. The coding region runs from base 1 to 447 and encodes 148 amino acids. The record is from RefSeq and is a predicted model, not a curated record. The transcript has a single exon. Lineage: Eukaryota; Fungi; Ascomycota; Sordariomycetes; Hypocreales; Cordycipitaceae.